Stegodyphus dumicola is the source of this 5571-nucleotide messenger RNA. RefSeq names its product Helicase with zinc finger (gene Helz). The record is from RefSeq and is a predicted model, not a curated record. Gene Ontology annotation, biological process: regulatory ncRNA-mediated post-transcriptional gene silencing. Gene Ontology annotation, molecular function: metal ion binding; helicase activity. Gene Ontology annotation, cellular component: cytosol; P granule. NCBI's taxonomy places the organism in Eukaryota, Metazoa, Arthropoda, Arachnida, Araneae, Eresidae.
UGAAAGGAUGCGGUAGUCAAUUAAUUCUCGUUUAUUAUCGUUUAGCGCGUUAAUAUUUUCUGUUUUGUAGUAUGUUAGGAAUUAAAGGACGGCAGAUAAUUUGUAUAAUAAUUUCUGAACUCUUUUAAGUAUCUGUUAAGUUCUUGUAAAAGCUGUGAAAAAGAAAAAUGGAUAACUUUUGCACAUACUGCAGUGUAAUUGUUGGCUCCGAGGCAGAAUUGCGGGCACACUGCAAUUCUGAAGGGCAUCAACUGACAAUAAUGAGUGAUGAAGGCAGAGAAUGGAAAUUUCGAGCCCCUCCUAGAGGUGUUGGAGCUGAUCAGUAUGCACUUUGUGUAUCUUAUUCUGCAACCGGAAAGUGUCGAUUUGGUCAACAGUGUUGUGAUGCUCAUGGUGGAGAAGAACUUACCGAGUGGAGGGAGAGAUUUGAUUAUCGGCAGAUGAAGUUACAGAGGGCGAAAGAAUGUCGACUUCAGGGUCGCAACUAUACAGAGCAGUUACUUGAGAAGUGGUUAACUUCUUCGAAUCCCAAUAUGAUCAUGACCGAGUCGCUGGAUACGGUUGAUAUUAGAGUUGAACCGGAAGUCAGCUUAACUCUUACCGAGAAAAAUAUUUGUAGGGAGUGGACAUUUCACAUACGUGCUAAGGCUACACUGCAACAUAUUGCAUUAUUAUAUGAAACCCAUAGGAAUCAUUUUAGAAUAUCUGAACUAAGAGCUGGAAGAUCUUCCGGCAUUAAGGACUUUAAUAUUGGUCCGCAGUGUCAGGAAUGGAGUAAUGUAGACAACAGUGAUUAUAGUGAUGAGGAAUAUACAUGUAAAGUUCGCUUUGCUACCUGUAUUUAUGGCACAUUCCGACAAGCUGUUGUAUUUGAUUUUGGAUUUGAACCAGUUUUAGUUCAGAAACUCUGUGUAGAUGUAGUAUCUCUGUCAAAUAUGGAAAAACUUCAGCAGGCAAAAGAUACUGCUGUAUCCUUCAUUGAGCGUUGGAGCAGUAGUGAUGUCACUGUGGUUCCAUUUGAAAAUCGUCCAUAUUCCUUAGGUGAUCAAGAAGAAUGUCUCCUUUCAUGCUAUCCAGCUCCGAAUAGUGCAAAAUUUACUGUAACUCAGUCAGUACUGGAACCUGUAUUAACAAAAAAUAAUUAUACUGCAAGACAGCAUGAACUUCUCUGUAUAGAAGAAAUGGCACAGUAUGAAUUGCUGUCAAGAUAUAAUGUGAAAGCUCAUCUGAAUUUAACUAGCUGUUAUCUACUUACUCCUAAUUCUGCAGUUACUGCCAAAUAUGCUCAUGAUGGUGAAUUAUUUGCCAAUAUGCAAUUAUCUUCAGUAUUAUCUGAAGAUUCCGCCUCUGGACGACUUGUGUUAACUAAUUGUAGUACUGUAUUGUUAGCUUCAGUAAAAACUAAAGGAGAAGAGCAACGAAAGGUUUAUGAAGCAGUGAUUGAAGAUAAGGGGAAGACUGCAAUAUAUAUUAGAUUAUCAAAGAGAUGUUGUGAGGAAUUAAAAUUGGAACCUGACAGGGAAAUAUUAGUUGAAGUUCAGUUUCAACUGAAUCGUUUACCUCUGUGUGAGAUGCAUUUUGCUGUUGACCGACUGCAUCUUCCAUCAAUAGUAUUUCCUGAUAUUUCUGUAGUUCCUAAAAUUUGGAAUACAAAUAUGCAUGAGAAUUUUAAUUUGGAACCAAGGCUGAAUCCUAAGCAGAAGGAAGCUAUUUUAGCCAUCACUACACCCUUGUCUAUCAGAUUGCCUCCAGUUUUAAUAAUUGGUCCAUUUGGAACUGGGAAGACAUUUACUCUGGCCCAAGCUGUUAAAAUAAUCUUAAGUGAUCCUCAUUCUAGAGUUUUAGUCUGUACCCAUUCUAAUAGUGCUGCUGACAUUUAUAUCCGAGAAUAUUUCCAUCCACAAGUUGCUGAAGGAAAAAUAGAAGCUACACCUCUUCGUAUAUACUAUCGCCAUCGAUGGGUAGCUACAGUUCAUCCUACUGUUCAACAGUACUGUUUAGUGUCUACUGCUGGUAGUGACAGGAAUUUUAACAUGCCAAAUGUUGAUGAUGUUAAGAAGCACCGAGUGAUUGUGACAACUUUAAGCACAUCACGAUAUCUAGUUCAACUUGGUUUAGAAAAAGGUUUUUUUACUCAUAUUCUUAUUGAUGAAGCUGCUCAAGCUAUGGAAUGUGAGGCAAUUAUGCCGUUAUCAUUAGCAAAUGAAAAUACACGCAUUGUCCUGGCUGGAGAUCAUAUGCAGCUUAGCCCAGAAGUUUAUUCUCAGUUUGCACAACAAAGAAAUCUGCAUACUUCACUUCUGGAGAGAUUGUAUGAUUUGUACCCUGAAGACUAUCCUUGUAAAGUUUUACUCUGCGAGAAUUAUCGAUCGCAUGAGGCAAUAAUCCAGUAUACUUCAGAAUUAUUUUAUGAUAAUCAUCUUCUAGCUAGUGGACAACAACCACGUCAUAAAAAGUAUUACCCCUUGACUUUCUUCACUGCGAGAGGGGAAGAUGUCCAGGAUUGCAAUAGUACUGCUUUUCAUAAUAAUGCUGAGGUUUAUGAAAUAGUUGAGAGAGUAAUUGAAUUAAAGAAGAAAUGGCCCAAAUCGUGGGGUGAACAAGAUGAAACUAGUAUAGGAGUUGUUACACCAUAUUAUGACCAGGUUGUCAGAAUUCGUAAUGAAUUACGAAAGAAAAAAUUACAUGGUGUAUCUGUUGAAAGAGUGCUGAACGUCCAAGGUAAACAGUUCAGAGUUAUUUUUUUGAGUACAGUAAGAACUCGUCAAACAUGUAGUCAGAAAGCAAAGCUAGAAUCUGAUUUAGACCAUGGCUUUCUCUCUAAUGCUAGACUUCUGAAUACUGCAAUCACAAGAGCUCAAUCUCUUGUGGCUGUUGUAGGUGAUCCUGUAUCAUUGUGUUCUGUUGGAAAGUGCAGGAAACUCUGGGAAAAAUAUAUCCUUACUUGUAAUAAAGAAAAAAGUCUGUUUGGAAUUACAUGGGAUUCACUGAGGUCAGAACUGGAUAGUAUGGAAUUAAAAAAGAAUUUCAUUCUUAAUCCUCUCGCUCCUGAAUUUGUUCCAGGACGAAUGUAUCAUGCACCAGAUGCUCCAGCUUCUACUGAUACCGUAUGCACUGAUACCCCAAUGCAAUUUCCAUUUUAUUUUCUGCCAUUCGGAAGUCCAUUUCAAGGUUCUCCUUUAAUACAACCUGCUAUUGCUCACAUGAUGUCUGCACCUAAUCCUUACAAUGUUGUCAGUUGUAUUUGCCCCUCAAUAAUGCCUCCUACUCAGCCCAAUCCAUUUCAGAAUCACACAUUUAACACCCCACCUCUUCUUCCUCCACCCCCACCCCCACCUCUACAGCAACAACAGCAUUCAACAAAUAUUCCAAAUCGUAUGACCCCUGCAAUUCUUAAUCGAAAAGUUUCUAAUAAUCGAGGAAAUUCUGUGCAUUUAGAUCAUAAUGGUCAGGUAAAGGAGUUUGAACUUGGUAUAGGAAGGCAGACAAAGCGAAAUGAAGUCCAUGUCCCAUAUGUAGUUAAUAAACAACCAUCUUAUAGGCCCUUUGAUGAACAUUCUCAGAAUGAAAUAGAUGAUGUAAAAUGUGCUGUUCCUAAUCGUGUAGAACCAUUUAAUAAUUUUAAUAUUUCUAAUGAAGUUGAUAGUAAUGUGCAUUUUCAAAAUAACCAAAGUUUGUAUAAUUUUGAGGAAAAAGCAAAUAAGCCUCUUAAUAUGCUGAAGGCAGAAGAAAUGGUAAAUAUUUUUAUGAAAAACAGUUUACCCGGAAAUCAAAUAAAUCACAUAAAUGCAUUUACAAAGAAUGGUUUGCCUGGUAAUCAGUUAAAUAGUGUACCUUUGUUUUCUGAUCACAUGUCCUUGCGAAAUAAAAUUCCUCCAGUAAAUGGUGUAUGGUGUCCUUUCCCCUCAAAGUCUGUUGAUUCUGAGAGCCACAGUGCUCCACAUAAUCGUAGUGAAGAAUCUAUGAAAUGUUGUUUUAGACAUGGGUUUUCCAAUGAACGGGAAAGAGCUCGUAAUGCAAUUACUAGUGUCCCAACUGUACAUCCUUUGAUGUCAUCUAAUAAUGCACCUGGUGCUUUUGAAAAAUGGUCCGAUUUGUCCGAAUCGAUGACGAAUGCAAAUAAUAUUGAAGUUGUUGAAUUGAGUCGCUCUCCUAUUUUCCAACAGUUGCAAGAAAAAUUAAAUCUUUUAGAAAAAGUGUUACCUGCAGGAGUUGAUGUCCUCUCUUUUGUUGAGAAUGAAGAACAAACGAUAGCGUUUCUGCAACAUUUGAUUCAGUCUGUAGGCCGAAAUGCUGCAAGAACACUCUCGCUUCUUAUAAAAGCUAUAAAAAGAGAUCAAGAAAUUAUUCAGGAAUUGGAUUUUUCUCAGAAAAGACAUGUAAGUCAAAGAUUUAAUGCUUCACAAGUUCCACAUGUAUCUACUUCAGUAAUAAGGAAUCUCCCUUCAUCUUUCUCCAGACCAAUUAAUGCUCACCAUCAAGAAGUGUUUAAUAAUUCAGAAUCAUUCGCAAAUGAUUCAUCAGCAUCUCCUUUUCCAUUGCCUUGCAUCAUUAAUUCGGAUAAAAUUGAGCCUAGAUUUUUUAAUAAUGAACAUGAUCAAGAUUUACAAAGGCCACAAAUGAAUAAUCUUCAGACUAAUUGGAUGAAUAGCUCUCAAGAUAAUAUGGGAAUAUAUGAUAGGGUAAUUUUGAAUAGGGCUAGUCAAGAACCACCUGUUUUAGAAAUGUCUAAAUUAUUCAUUUCUAACCAGCUUGAAAACAGGCGAGAUCAUUUGGCAAGAGAUGAUAUUUUCCCUCAUGAAUCUUUUGGUAAUCGCCAUCAUAUUGAAGUAGAUAGAAUGGACGAAAAACAUAUGUGGAUCUCACCUGAAUACAAAUUAUCCCAAAAUAUUGAGCAAACAGGUUCACCAUUCCAGUUUGCAGAACCUAUUAAUUCACAAGGCUCUUAUUUAAGCCGUUUGAGAAGUAUUUCGAGUUCUGUUGAUGAACGGGAAAAUGGUUAUGCUUUUCCAUUUGAAUUUUCAAGAGCAAAUGAUCAGUCAUUGUCUAAGAACAUAGAUUCAGCUAAACAAAUGACAGCUGGUCCUUUGUCCAUGUCAUAUCCAGAUAUUCCGGAUAUUUUAUCAUCUCAUAUCUUACCAAAUGGCAAAGAGAAUUCAUCCAAAGUUAUUCGAAAGCCAACUGCUAGAUCUGAGAGUUCUGCCGUAAACAAUUCACCGUUUAAAUUUGAUUUGCCCUUACAGUUGAAUAAUGAUUCAUCUUUGCAAUAUCCUCAGUUGUCUUCAGAAGGAAUGACCUAUGCCAAAAUAGUUCGAUCUCCUCAGCAAUGAUAUCAUAAAAUUUAGUGUCUUUAAAUGUGCUAUGCAAGUAAACACAUUACAUUAUUGUUGUGGAUGGAAUUUUACUGGGAAUGUAAUUUUUAACUCUAUAAAUGUUUAAUUUUUCAUCUACUUUUUGUGCUGUAGAGAUGCAUGUAAUUUUUUUCAUGUACAUUAGUUUCACUUCGUGCUGUUUGUAUAUAGUUCUCAUUGUAUUUUCUAUUUCAUUAAAGACUAAAAAAUUUAAAAAAUG